CGUGAUGGCGUCAGGCGCCGCGAGCGCCGUUUCCUGUUGUCGCUGGCCGGGAGGCCGCAGCGCCUGGUCUGAGGCUUAGGGGCUGCAGUGGCCAGGAGUGCCCCGCGCCCCCUCCCCGCUCCCUCUGCAGCUGGAGGGCUUAAACACUGGCCUGUUGUCGUGCAUAGCCAGGUGCAGGAUCGGAGUCAGGCCGUAGAGACGAGGCUGUCGCGGAUGGCGGGGAAGUCUCUACUCUAAGAAGAAGAGGUUGCUGUUCACUGAUGAACGGAGUGUUUCGAAAGUGGUGAAGCCAGGUUAUCCAUUUCUUCUUUUAAUGUGUCAUGUGAUUCUCCGAGGGAGCUGCAGUGUGAGCGGAAAUGCUCUCGGUGGUGGAGAAUGGACUGGACCCCCGGGCUGCCAUCCCGGUCAUCAAGAAGAAGCUAGUGGGAUCUGUGAAGGCGUUGCAGAAGCAGUACGUGUCCUCGGACACAGUGGUCACUAGCGAAGACGGAGAUGCCAACACCAUGUGCGGUGCCCUGGAGGCUGUAUUUAUCCACGGCCUGCAUGCCAAGCACAUCCGAGCCGAGGCCGGAGGGAAAAGGAAGAAGAGCGCCCACCAGAAGCCUCUGCCUCAGCCUGUCUUCUGGCCCCUCCUGAAAGCUGUCACCCACAAACACAUCGUCUCAGAAUUGGAGCACCUGAUCUUUGUCAGCACGGACGUGGGCCGCUGCCGGGCCUGGCUGAGGCUGGCCCUCAAUGACGGCCUGAUGGAGUGCUACCUGAAGCUGCUCCUCCAGGAGCCCGCCCGCCUGUGCGAGUACUAUCAGCCCACAGCCCUGCUUCGAGACGCCGAGGAGGGCGAGUUCCUCCUCAGCUUCCUGCAGGGACUGACGUCCUUAUCCUUCGAGCUCUCCUACAAGUCCGCCAUCUUAAACGAGUGGACGCUUACCCCACUGGCUCUCUCUGGGCUUUGCCCGCUCUCUGAGCUCGACCCCCUCACCACCUCUGGGACAGAACUACAGCGGAAAGAGUCUCUGGAUUCAAUUUCCCAUUCCUCAGGCUCGGAGGACAUCGAAGUCCAGCACUCAGGCCAUAAGAUCCGACGGAACCGGAAGCUCACGGCCUCCUCCCUCAGCCUGGACACCGCCAGUUCAUCCCAGCUGUCUUGCAGCCUAAACUCUGAUAGCUGCCUACUCCAAGAGAAUGGCUCCAAGAGUCCAGACCGUUCCGAGGAGCCCAUGUCCUACGACUCCGACCUGGGGACAGCAAAUGCCGAUGAUUCAGACCCGCCUCUGCAAGAGGUAUUGUCGGAAUUCAGCAAAGCCCAGGUAAACUCUGUGCCAACCAACGGACUGAGCGGACUGAGUGGAGAAAUGGAGAUUCCCACGGGGCGGGCCUCACUCCCCCUCCCCGGCCUGGAGGCCAGCAUCCCUUUUGAUGUGCCCGCAGAGCCCCUCCCGCCCCAAGCGUCCUCUGGGACUCAAGAUGGGGACCGCAAGCAGGAGCCGCCUCCCCAGGCACCUGGCACCCUGGGCUUGCUGCAGUUGGGCACUGCCAAAGCUGUCCUCUCGGUGAGCAUUUUAGACCAGAGGCCUUCCAGUCCCGUGAGAGAGGCGGCGGCCAGAGCAGUCAGCCCGGGGAGUGGCCGGCAGAAGUCUCUGGAGGAUGACGGAGCUGCAUGGAGCCUUGGGGUGUCCUCACCCACCAGCCCGAAGAGCAGGAGCUGGAUUUCAGAGGAUGACUUCUACCGGCCUCCCCAGGAGCCGCCCGCAGAGAGCCCUUCAGAACACUCCGUGGCUUCUUCCGGAGGGACUGCGGAGUCCAGGCCUGGGCUCCUCCGGCAUUUUUCUCAAGGGCCAAGGAAAAGCCACUCCACGGGGGCCUUAGACCAAGCCUGCGUGCCUUCCCCAGGAGGCCGGCCAAGCAGGGCAGCGGCGGCCCAGGAGCACCAGAACUUCAGGGUGGUGCACCGCAGGCAGAUGGGGCUGUCCAACCCAUUCCGGGGUCUCAUGAAGCUGGGCACCGUGGAGCGGCGGGGGGCGAUGGGCAUCUGGAAGGAACUCUUCUGCGAGCUCUCCCCUCUGGAGUUCCGCCUCUACCUGAACACCGAGGAACGCACCUGCGUGGAGAACUGCUCCCUGCUGCGCUGCGAGGCCGUGGGGCCAGCCCACGGCGACGGCCGCUUCGAGCUGGUCUUCUCUGGCAGGAAACUGGCCCUGCGGGCCUCCUCCCAGGACGAAGCCGAGGACUGGCUGGACCGGGUGCGGGAGGCCCUACAGAAGUGCCGGCCCCAGCAGGAGGAUGAGUGGGUGAACAUCCAGUACCCGGAGCAGCCCGAGGACCCCCCAGACGCCCCCCAGGGUGGCCUCCCCUCCCACCCGGACCCACCCACUGAGCCCGAGACUCUCCAGGGCACGCAGUUCUGUUGGUCCUCUGCCCAAGUUCCCGAGCCAGACGCUAUUAAAGAAUCCCUUCUGUACCUGUACACGGACAGGACCUGGAUGCCCUAUAUUUUUUCCCUAUCCUUGGAGUCUCUGAAAUGCUUCCGAGUGAGAAACAACGAGAAAAUGUUAAGUGACAGCCACGGAGUUGAGACCAUCCGAGAUAUCCUGCCAGACACGAGCCUCGGGGGCCCAUCCUUCUUCAAAAUCAUCACGGCCAAGGCCGUCCUGAAGCUGCAGGCCGGGAAUGCUGAGGAGGCCGCCCUGUGGAGGGAGCUGGUGCGCAAGGUCCUGGCGUCCUACUUGGAGACGGCCGAGGAGGCGGUGACACUGGGCGGGAGUCUGGACGAAAACUGUCAGGAGGUGCUGAAGUUUGCCACGCGGGAGAACGGCUUCCUGCUGCGGUACCUCGUGGCCAUCCCCACGGAGAAAGGCCUUGACUCCCAGGGCUGCUUCUGUGCAGGCUGCUCCCGGCAGAUUGGCUUCUCGUUUGUACGACCCAAGCUUUGUGCCUUCUCUGGCCUCUAUUACUGCGACAUCUGCCACCAAGAUGAUGCCUCGGUGAUUCCGGCCAGGAUCAUCCACAACUGGGACCUCACCAAGCGCCCGAUCUGCCGGCAGGCUCUGAAGUUCCUGACGCAGAUCCGGGCCCAGCCCCUCAUCAACCUGCAGCUGGUGAAUGCCUCGCUGUACGAGCAUGUGGAGCAGAUGCGCCUCGUCCGGAGGAGACGGGAGCAGCUGAAGCUUCUGGGGGAUUACCUGGGCCUAUGCCGAAGUGGGGCCCUGAAGGAGCUGAGCAAGAGGCUCAACCACAGGAAUUACCUCUUGGAGUCUCCCCACAAGUACAGUGUCGCUGACCUCCAGCAGAUCGCGGACGGGGCGUACGAAGGGUUCCUCGAUGCCCUGAUCGGAUUCGCCUCCCAGCACGUCUACCACUGCGACCUGUGCACCCAGCGUGGCUUCAUCUGCCAGAUCUGCCACCACCACGACAUCAUCUUCCCCUUCGAGUUUGACACCACCGUCAGGUGCGGUGAGUGCAAGACCGUCUUCCACCAGAGCUGCCAGUCCGUGGUGAAGGGGGGCUGUCCCCGCUGUGCCCGCCGGCGCAAGUACCAAGAACGGAGCGCUCUCCUCUAAGCCGCUGUGCCGUCCCCAGCCCGACACUGCGGGGCAGCGGCUCACGGCCAGCCCGGCCGCCUGUGGCAUCAGCCUGCAUACUCUUGAGGUGUCCCAGCCGUGUCCCCUGUCGGGAGGACCCAGAUGCGACCGGAGCAUGAGCCUACCAGACGAAGCCCUCGAGGAUGUCCCCCAGUCCCUCUACCACCUGUCUGCUCCACAAGGUGGGGACGCCAUCAGAUGCCCCGCCCCGUCCCAGGGGAAGCCGGGAGGGGAGCUUUGCACUAACCAGGCCCCAGCUCACCUCACAGACACGGCACCUCCAUCAGGGCUCUUCAAACACUGUGGAAACCACACUUGGGCACGUGCUCAGUUCCACAUUCCGGAUUCAAAAAAGGUCUAGUUUUUUAAGGCGGGUUUUUUCCCUUCAUAUUUCAAUAGAAAAUAUUUUUUUAUUCUUGACCCUACACAAGUCACCCGAGAAAUCCAGACAUUCUCAUGCGGAGCAAACAUGUGGGAGCAUUUGGCCUGCGGGCCAAAGGCGGGUGGCUGGGCGGGCAGGCUGCCGCUGGGCCAGAGCCUGUCAGCUCUACGGGUGCCUUUCCUUCACCCGCGCCCGACACUGCUGCCCACGGCUCAAAUACGACGUGCCAAACCGCCCAGGGGCUGUCAGGGUCGGUCCCGAUGAGCACCCUCUUCCUCUCCCUCGCCUCUUUUCGCCCUGCCCUGCCCUCCUCACCUGAAAAGCCCGUCAUCUCUCUCCACGUCACCUCUCUCCGCGUCAGAGCCCCCUGGCUCCGCCGUAGCCCAGGCUCUCGGUCCCUGCGGGAGAAGAGAGGGACUCGGAACCAGCACUGUGAGCACUUUGAGCCCUCGCUUGGUCCAGGGCCGGGUCAUCAUCUUGCCCACCCCUCAGCCCCGUGCCCUCCUCACCUGCUGCAGACCCAAAGCCAGACGGGCGGGGCUGCUGCAGACACACUCUCAGGGGGACACCCCCCACCCCCCACCGCCUGACUGACCCGUGCUGGGACAGAGGAAGGCGGGGCCCACAGAGAGGGCAGUGAGCCCAGGCCAGCCUUGGGCACCGUGGAGCAGUGACCCCCGUCCUCCCAGGAAGAGUGCCAGCCGUGCUGCGGCGAUGUGUGGGGAUGGCCGCCUCGUGGGAGGGAUGCCUAGCCUCAGUUUACAAAGCCAUGAAUUCACAAAGCUUUGCUAGACUGGCCCAGAGGGGGUGCCGCCAGAGACUAGAGAAUUUCCCCGGAGCACGAUUGCCUUUUGAAGGGGUGUGGGGUAGAGUGCGAGCCUGGAAUGGUUUGCAAAGUGAUGUUUAGACCCUGUGGUUUGGGAGCGAUUCCCCUGCUGCCUUCCCCCAUCUCUCCUGGACCCAUCGCCCCCCUGACCCCCAGCCCUGGGCCGUCUGGCCGUCCUGUCAGCUCUCGGCUUGGAUUGGGGCCUCAGGUGGAGACUGCCUUUCACUGUCAAGAGAUGAAUCUACUCCCACCUCUCCCCUGGGGUGAUUUGGCUGCUGAGUCACCUGCCCAGCCCUGUGGAGCUGGAUAAGUUGUGCAAUAGAAGAGAGGAGGUGGUAGGCAGGUGGGGGAGGGGGCUGCCACACAGCCUGUCUGUCCCCUGUCACGGAAACAGUAUGCACCUAUGCCCGGCACACCAAAGCCUCCUAAACGGGGAAGCGGAUCCCUAUCCUCAGCCUGCACCCCCACAGCCAGCAUUAAUGCCCCACCGCAGACCCAGUGCGGCCGGCCAGAGCCACAGAUGCCCCAGAUCCCCCAGUGGCCCAGAGCCGGCCUGGGACAGUGGGUGGUGCCGCCCAGGCCGGGCCUCAUCUCAGGCCCUUGAGAACAAUGUGCGCACCAGAAGGUGCCCUAGGAGGCAACAGGAGUGAGGCCCCAGAGGAGCUCGCUUAGGCUGUGUGGGGCCUGCGCCCCCCCCUCCUCCUCCCCCUCCACCCCCACCGGGGACUAGCAGCAUUAACUACAACUCACCCUCUCCCCAGUACCAGAAAGCUGCUGAUGCUUCCUGAUGAGUUGACUCUUACCCUCUCACCUCCAAUGGAAAGCUGAUGUGAACCUCAGUGGUGCCCACACUAUUUUUAAAACGCCAUUUUAUGCAAUAAACUGUUUUCUAGUGAGGCACGCUGGCCCCGAAAGGCGCUUUGCAAUGUACUGAAGGAACUGCUGCUGUGUGAUUUUUGAAUGAUUUUGCAGUAAAGACCUGAUCUUUCUCA
This is a messenger RNA of Leopardus geoffroyi (Geoffroy's cat), 5778 nucleotides long. It is a transcript of the gene PLEKHM1, whose product is annotated as pleckstrin homology and RUN domain containing M1. The transcript has 13 exons. Lineage: Eukaryota; Metazoa; Chordata; Mammalia; Carnivora; Felidae. The record is from RefSeq and is a predicted model, not a curated record. Bases 357 to 3557 code for a protein of 1066 amino acids.